Molecule: messenger RNA, 808 nt
Organism: Coregonus clupeaformis (lake whitefish)
Lineage: Eukaryota; Metazoa; Chordata; Actinopteri; Salmoniformes; Salmonidae
Exons: 3
Coding region: 179-808 (209 amino acids)
Source: RefSeq, a predicted model, not a curated record
UCAUGGCCAUUUAUUACCAGAGGGAGCCUCAACACGCACUACUGGUGUGCAGUCUGCCGUAUUGAAAACUCAUGUUGCCACCAGGGUGUGACAGAUGUAGUGCGCCAUAUAAAAAGCAAAAGGCCACCAAGAUAAGCAACGAGCUCUCCAGUCCACAGCCACAAUAUCCCAAUAUGCAAUGGCCGUUCCAUCUGUUGGGGGUAUGUCUGCACAAGAGGUUAAGACAAGAAGGGCUGAGGUCAAAAUGACAGCUGGGUUGGUAGUUCACAACGUCCCCCUAGCCUUUGCGGACCACCUGGGGCCUCUCCUAAAAGAAUGUUUCGGAGAUUCGAAGACAGCGCAGGAGUACAGGUGUGCCAGGACUAAGUCAUCCUGCAUUACCAAUGAAGCACUCGCACCAUAUUUCACACAGGAGCUUGUGAAGGAGAUGAAAAAAGCCCCGUAUACCCUUGUUACGGAUGGGUCGAAUGACACUGGAGUGGAAAAGAUGAACCCGCUUACUGUCCGGGUCUUCAUGGGCAGCAAAGUUGUCCACCAGUUCUUAAAUAUGUGCACAACAAGUGGGACGAGCUGUGGGCCAGCAAGUGAGAUCUUCACCAAAAUUACCUCCACCAUAGAGGAGCAUGGCAUCCCUUGGGAGAACUGCAUUGGUCUCUCAGUUUACAAUGCAGCUGUGAACAUUGGACCACGUAAUUCCAUUGCCUCUAGGGUGCUCCAGAAGCAUCCCAACACCUAUAUUCAUGGUUGUCCUUGUCAUGUGGCACAUAACACCGCCAAAGCUGCAGGAGUGGGAUUUUUAAAAUUUUAA